Messenger RNA from Ctenopharyngodon idella (grass carp), 2751 nucleotides. It is a transcript of the gene nap1l4b, whose product is annotated as nucleosome assembly protein 1-like 4b. Gene Ontology annotation, cellular component: chromatin; nucleus. Gene Ontology annotation, biological process: nucleosome assembly. NCBI's taxonomy places the organism in Eukaryota, Metazoa, Chordata, Actinopteri, Cypriniformes, Xenocyprididae. The transcript is spliced from 15 exons. The record is from RefSeq and is a predicted model, not a curated record. Gene Ontology annotation, molecular function: histone binding; chromatin binding. The coding region runs from base 131 to 1195 and encodes 354 amino acids.
UCAAGUCUAUGGUUCAACACAUCACUGUCGCUGGGGCGGAGUAUUACUGACCAAUGCGCUUCAGCUUUACUGCCGAGUCCACAGCUGAAUAACACCCGCUGAUUCAGAAUAUUUGAGCUGUGGUAGCAAGAUGGAUGCUGAACAUGAAGCCAAAGGUAAGGUGAGCGACCAGGCGAUGCAGAACCCACAGGCAUUGGCAGCUCUUCAGGACAAAAUAGACAGUGUCUCACAUAGUGCUUCCAUCAUGGACAGCUUACCAAAGUCUGUAAAAAGAAGAGUCAAUGCCUUAAAGAAUCUUCAGGUCAACAGCACGCACAUCGAAGCCAAGUUUUACAAGGAGGUGCAUGAGCUGGAGAGAAAGUAUAGCGCUCUUUAUCAACCAAUAUUUGACAAAAGAAGAAACAUCAUCUCUGGAGAAGUGGAACCCACAGAUGAGGAGUGUGAAUGGCAGAGUGACCAUGAGGAUGAAGCAGCAUUAGCAGAAGAUCUGAAGAAUAAAGCUGCAAUAGAGGAAAAGACAGAAGAUGCUAAUGAGGAGAAACCUAAGGGAAUUCCAGAGUUCUGGCUCACCAUAUUCCGGAGUGUGGACAUGUUGAGCGAUAUGCUGCAGGAGCAUGACGAACCAAUACUUAAACAUCUUCAAGAUAUUAAAGUGAUAUUUUCUGGUCCUGAUCAGCCUAUGAGCUUCACAUUAGAGUUCCAUUUUGAACCCAAUGAAUACUUCACCAACACAGUUCUCACAAAAGUUUACAAAAUGAAGUCGGAGCCAGAUGCAGAUGAUCCGUUUUUAUUCGAGGGACCAGAAAUCAUCGACUGCGAGGGGUGUGAAAUUGAUUGGCACAAAGGCAAAGAUGUGACGGUUAAAACAAUCAAGAAGAAGCAGAAGCACAAAGGCAGAGGGACAGCGAGGGUCAUCACCAAACAAGUGCCCAAUGACUCCUUUUUCAACUUUUUCAACCCUAUUAAAGUUUCACCAGAUAAAGAGUUGGAUGAGGAUUCGGAGUACACCUUAGCCACAGAUUUUGAAAUUGGUCAUUUCUUCAGGGAAAGAAUCGUUCCGAGAGCAGUCUUGUAUUUCACAGGAGAAGCUCUGGAGGAUGAUGAAAGUUUUGAGGAGGAGGAACUGGAUGAGGGUGAAGAGGAGGACCAAGAUGAGGAGGAUGAGGACGAUGAAGAGGAGGGAGAUUCCAAGUGACAGGCAUAAGUCAUUCUCACCUCAUACAUUUCUAGCCCGGGGAUCCUCAGCCUGCAGAGUGCAAACAACAGUAGUUUGGAGCGCUCACUCCUGCCACUGUCAAACCCCAUCAGCUCUGUAGUGCUGCAUACAGUCUCUGCUGAGCACCGUCCAACAAAACAAAACAUGAUGAUGCAGUACAUUGAAAAACAAGUUCGUUUUUUUUUUUUUUUUUUUUUUUUAUCCAGCAGAAUUAGCUUACUUUAAAAUUCACUUGCUAUAACAACAAACAGUAUAGAUAAAUUGGGCAAUUCCACAUUACAGUCUGCCUCAGAAUGAAUAUUUUAUAUAUAUAUAUAUAUAUAUAUAUAUAUAUAUAUAUAUAUAAUGUAUAAAACUAUUUUUUAAUUCAUGAUUUAGGCAUUUACUGAUGUCAGACAUGCUAUUGCAUAGCCAAAAAAAAUAAAAAAGUUGACAUGACACAGUUGACACAAUCUUGCAUUUUUGUUUAACUAGCAAGCAUUGUGUCUUCACAUUCACACAGGUGAAAUGUUAAGCCUGAAUUGAAAUAAAUGGGAUUGUAUUCUAACUUCCUGUGCACAUGUAACCUUUGUCAAGGUUGUUUGUAUUUAACAAAUAGUUUCUUUUCUCAAUUUUGAAGUGUUCUGUGUCAUAGGCAUAACCUUUUUUUACACAGCAUAUACCUAUUUAUGUACUUUUUGAACAAAACAGCAUGUUUAUGCACUUAUUUAUUUAUGGAAAUGUGUGGACAGUUGCUAGCUAGCUAACCAAACCAACUAAUGUAUCAAUGAUACCUUGCAGGCAUCAAGUAAUUGUGUUUAAUCAUAUCUGGCAUCUUUACUGACAGUUUUAUCUUUCUGUUGAAGAUCAUAAUUUAAAAAAAAAAAAAAAAAAAAAAAAAAUGAAUCCCUGCACUCCACUACUUUAAGUACCUAUAUACUUAAUUGAUGCAGUCUAAUUUUGUUUAUAUGUACUUAAAUAUAAGUUAUAUCCAUAAUGCUGGAAUUGCUCAAUUUAGAUAUGUAGUAGUCAAAGACAAUAGGGCGAAAGUCCACUGCCAAUGGUCACUGAAUUCUGAGUGAACUGCAUAUGAUUACAUGUCCUGAAAGUCACAUGUUUUAUGUGAUCAUAUUCUCAAGGCCGUUUUUUGAGAUACAACAUCACACCCCAAAGUUGACUGAAUAAUUUAUUUUGUGACUUUAUCUCAUAGGUUACUCAGGGUUUUUUAUGCCAAUAUGACAGUGUGCGAGUAUCCAGCAUUGUGAAACUGUUGAUAUCUAACUUGCUUAAUGUUCUCUUUUGUCUUGUAAAAGAAGAAAGUCUUUUAGUUAUUACAGAGUUAUUUAUAUAUCUUUUUUUCCCCCAUCUUUUUAUUACUGUUUUGAACUCUCUGUGUUGGUCUUGUGCUUCUUGGUGGAUCCCUAAGAGAAUAUGUUUUGCUGAUGUAUGUACUGUACCCAGUUGAUUAUAGCCCCUUUUAGCAUUUUAAAAAUGCUUUUGCUGUACUGCCCAAGCACUUACUAAAAAGAAAAUAAUUAAACAUGUUUAUUGCCAAA